Messenger RNA from Penicillium longicatenatum, 693 nucleotides. Its product is annotated as alpha/beta fold hydrolase. NCBI's taxonomy places the organism in Eukaryota, Fungi, Ascomycota, Eurotiomycetes, Eurotiales, Aspergillaceae. The coding region runs from base 1 to 693 and encodes 230 amino acids. The transcript has 3 exons. The record is from RefSeq and is a predicted model, not a curated record.
AUGAGCGAGGAGUCUCCCAACGAACCAGACUCUCUCACAAUUGUAGACGAACUGUCUCGGCUAUUGGUAGCAGCGGACCUGAAACCACCGUACCUUGUGGUGGGACAUUCCUGGGGCGGAAUUCUCGCCCGUGAGUUCAUCGCUGCCCAACCUAGUGAGGAUAUCUGUGGCCUGCUCCUGGUGGACCCAGUGCAGGAACGCAUGCUCUUUGAAGCAUGGCCUGACCCCAGCAUUGCGGCCGUUACAGAUGGACUGAACUAUAUGGAGGUGGAGCUUAUGGCGGAAGAGUCGAGUGAUAAGCACGCACGCCAGGCGGUUCGGGAGUUGCCGUAUCUACAGGUUAACCGGAGUAUAUUGGCGAAGAAGCAGCAAUUACUCCCUGGUCGGGAUUUGUUGAAUGGAAAGCCGGUCAGUGUACUCCGGGGCAACUCGAAACGUGAUCAUGAGCUUUUAUACAAGGCCGGCGUAGCCCAAGGGGGAGGUACUGAGGCUCAGCGAGCUAAGUUCGAGGGAUAUCUGGCGCAGUGGGAGGAGAGCGAAGAGUCUUUCCAGCGGGAGCUCCUAAAUCUGUCGAGUACGGCUCGCUUCUCCACGACGACAAGGAGUGGCCAUAAUACCCAGCUCACAGAACCAGAGCUAGUAGCCGACGAAAUCCGGUGGGUGCUACAGAGGACUUCGGCGUCGAUGGCUUGA